Messenger RNA from Entrophospora candida, 254 nucleotides. The record is from the annotation of a GenBank genome assembly. Lineage: Eukaryota; Fungi; Glomeromycota; Glomeromycetes; Entrophosporales; Entrophosporaceae.
CUUCGUAAGGAGUGGUAUACUAAAGUUCAUGGUCGCAACAUUCAAGUUGUUCCUUCGAACAUAGCUGCACUUAUCACGCCUAGAGUUCUAGCUUAUUGGCUUGCCGGAGUUGGACAUUACAAUAAAACUCAAGGAACAAUCCACAUAUACACAAAUUCAUUUACUCCCGAACAGGUUGAUCUGUUAAGAGCUGCGCUCCUUCAGAAUUUUAAUAUUGAGUCUACUCGGAAUGUUGUUAAUAAAGCUAAGGAGCA